Molecule: messenger RNA, 1696 nt
Organism: Jatropha curcas
Lineage: Eukaryota; Viridiplantae; Streptophyta; Magnoliopsida; Malpighiales; Euphorbiaceae
Gene: GAE1
Product: UDP-D-glucuronate 4-epimerase 1
Source: RefSeq, a predicted model, not a curated record
CCCUCCAUUUUUCCCUAUUUUGGCAGGUGCAGGAAAAUUAAUCCCCAAUUAUUUUCUCUGCAUCUGUACAUACUCUCAAUUUCAAAAUCCCCUCUCCUUUCCCCAAUCAUCAAUUCCAAACCCAGUUUAAGAUCAACAAAAUGCCGUCGUUAGAGGAUGAGCUUUUCCCUUCUACGCCUGGUAAGUUCAAGAUCGACAGAGCCCACACCAUGAACCGCCAGUUUCAUCGGUGUUUCGCCUCUACAAGCACCAUGUUCUUAUGGGCUCUUUUCUUGAUCGCUUUAACGGCGUCGUAUUUGAGUUUUCAAAGUUUUAUCGAUUCCGGUAGCCGCUACUUUUCUGCUUCUUGGGGCGGUAUUCAAUGGGAAAAACAAGUUCGGACUUCCGCUCAGAUCCACCGUACGGGUGGUAUGUCCGUGCUUGUUACCGGAGCAGCAGGUUUCGUCGGAACCCACGUGUCUUUAGCGCUUAAGAAACGCGGAGAUGGCGUCGUUGGACUUGAUAAUUUUAACAAUUAUUAUGAUCCGUCGUUAAAGAAAGCGCGCAAGUCUAUGCUUAAUAACCAAGGGAUCUUUAUCGUAGAUGGUGAUGUUAACGACGCUCGGCUUUUAGCCAAGCUGUUUGAUGUGGUGGCUUUUACUCAUGUGAUGCACUUGGCGGCUCAAGCCGGAGUCAGAUACGCCAUGGAGAAUCCUCACUCGUAUGUUCAUUCUAAUAUAGCCGGCUUGGUUACGCUACUCGAGGUUUGCAAAUCGGCUAAUCCUCAGCCGGCUAUCGUUUGGGCUUCGUCUAGCUCAGUUUACGGCUUGAACGAGAAGGUUCCGUUUUCUGAAUCUGAUCGGACGGACCAGCCGGCGAGUCUUUACGCGGCCACAAAAAAGGCAGGUGAGGAAAUUACCCACACUUAUAACCACAUUUACGGUCUUUCAAUUACUGGGUUGAGAUUUUUUACCGUGUACGGUCCAUGGGGAAGACCCGAUAUGGCGUAUUUCUCGUUCACGAGAAACAUUUUGCAAGGGAAACCGAUCACGGUCUAUCGGGGCAAGAAUCGGGUAGACUUGGCCCGAGAUUUUACCUACAUUGAUGAUAUAGUGAAAGGUUGCGUGGGUUCUCUGGAUACUGCUGGGAAGAGUACCGGGUCGGGCGGGAAGAAGCGGGGACCCGCUCCAUACCGGAUCUUUAAUUUGGGGAAUACCUCACCGGUUACGGUACCGACGCUCGUGAGCAUACUAGAGAAGCAUUUGAAGACGAAAGCGAAGAGGCAUAUUGUGGAUAUGCCAGGAAACGGCGACGUACCAUUCACGCACGCGAAUAUUACAUUGGCCCGAAGAGAAUUCGGGUACAAACCAACAACCGAUUUGCAAACCGGGUUGAAGAAGUUCGUUAAGUGGUACCUCUGGUAUUACGGCUAUAACCGUGGCAAGGCUGUAAAUUAAAAUUGCUUUUAUUUCAAUAUUUCUGUUCUUUUUUGGUUUUUUUUCUUUUUCUUUUUGAAGGAUUUUUAUUUUCCCAAUUAAAGAAAAAAUGAAAAUGGGAAAAGAAAAUCUGUCAAAGGUAAAAAGAAAGGAAAAGGAAAGUGAAGUAAAGAAAAGAGAUAUUAUUCUUUUCUUGGGGGGUAAUCCACAGUAGUUUUGUUGUUCCUUUUGUGUAAUUAACCAAAAGAAAGAAAAAGGGUUUCUGAUUUGUUUGGCUAUUA